AAAAUCUGUCCGUGCAAGUCCCUAGACUGCUCCAACAAAGGAAUAAAGCAAGCCACAGGACUCCAAGUGAAAUGGGGUGAAUCUUUCCAGGACGUGGACGAGAACUCGGCCCAAGUGAUCGGGGCCUAUGCUCAUCACAUAUUUUGACAAUUCAUGACCUUCCAUGACCCUUGAUCGACAUGAGCGAUUUCGAAUGACGCGUGGUUGGAAGUGCAUACGUGACACAAUCUAGCUAACGUGAUCGUGUUUCUUGGGCAAAAUGAAUAUUCCGGCCCGGAUAUCUCCGAGUCCGGAUGCCUGGCAAAUCCCGUCCAUCGAUACUACUUACUACCAUCAUGAGCGACGCGAUACCCGAGAGCACACUGCCCUACCCACCCGUGCACGACAACAAGCCGUUCGUCGUUCUGUCGGACUGGGAUGGCACCAUCACAUUGCAGGACUCCAAUGACUACAUGACGGACAACCUCGGAUUCGGCAAGGACAGACGCCGACAGGGGAAUCUGGACGUGUUGGCUGGGAAGCAGACGUUCCGGGAUGGGUUCCGGGAGAUGCUGCAGAGCAUCGUGGCGAAUGGCUGGGACUUUGACGCGUGCAAGGAUGUGCUCCGGAAGAACAUCAAGCUCGACCCGGGAUUUAAAGAAUUCUACGCUUGGUGCGAAGCUGCUGAUAUCCCGUUCGUCAUUGUAUCGAGCGGAAUGGCGCCCUCCAUCCGCGCAGUCCUCUCGAACCUCCUCGGAGACGAGGUGGCAGAACGCAUCGACAUAAUCGCUAAUGAUGUUGAGAUCCAGCCAGACGGCAAAUGGACCAUCAAAUACAGACAUCCCUCGAGCGGCUUCGGCCAUGACAAGUCGCGCGCGAUCCUGCCAUACAAAGACCUCGCCAACCCGCCCCUGCUGUUCUUCUUUGGAGACGGGGUAUCAGACAUGUCUGCGGCCAGACACGCCGACGUGCUCUUCGUGAAGGAGAAAUUGGACGGCGAGAAUGAUCUGGCGGCGUACUGCGUCCGUGAAGGGAUCCCGCACAUCCUCUUCAGCGACUUUGCGCAGGCGCUGCAUGUAGUGCAAGCCGUGGUCAGCGGUGAAAAGACCGCACAGGAGGUGCUUACGAUCGGGAAGGCGUGAGCCCGUGUGUAUGUGCAUAUUGGUCCGUGGAGAUAGACGACAGAUGCAGCGUAGACUUGAUUAGGAAGUAGAACUAAAAUCUAGAGCGAUGUUGCCCGUGCGACGUGAACGAGAGGACACCGCUUGCUUGGGAGCAUAUGCAGUCCGGGCCUCAUGACCCUAUGAUCUCCGGGACUCAAACUCCUCCGUCGCGAUUGACAAGGGUGUGUCGGUCGAUCAAAAAACGGGUGGAAUUAAGGCGCGGUCACAUGCAGCGAGCCUACGAUGUAGCUUCCAGGACCUUGCACAUCGACAGCGAAGUCCACAUGAAUCAUUCCAUAAGCUGAUACAACGGGUAAAUACAUCGAUCGUCAGUUCACUCAGAUAUAUUGAAAGCCACAUCACCCGCGCCCGACACGCCACGACACGCCGCACAAAUCUCGGCAACGAGCGCCGCCCUCUGCUCGGGCGCGAUUUUCUCGACCGACCCAAACGGGAACGAGAUCAUCCGCAACGCCGGGAACCGUGCCAGCCAUGGCACCAUCGCGUGCACGUGGACCGCCUUGAAUUUCAGCCCGACGGCCUCGAGGACGAGCGUCCCCACGUGCGUGAGAUGCGCUUCGGCGGGGGGCGCGCCUGAUUCCGCAUCCGACGGCUGGCUGUCGAGCAGCCAGGGCGCUGUGGGGGACGUCGGGGACAGUGCGAGAUACAGAGUCAGAUCAUGGUCGAUGGGCAGCCCGCCGAUGUGCGCUAGCGCUGUGCGAUAAGUGUCGGCAUGGCUGUGCUUCCGCCCCAGACGGCGGGGGGCAGGAGGGAGAGUCAGUCGCAGCUGGAAGACGUUGGGGGUGCUGGGAAGCAGGUGCGGUAUGUACAGUGGAGGGGCAGUGAGCUGUUUGAUGGCGCUGGAGGACAGCGACAGGCUCUUCCUGGGCUCGUCACUCGGAGGAAGGAGAACAGAGUUGUGCUGGAUGUUGAGCGACUCCAGCAUCGUGUGUCUGCUCAAGAAUUCCAACAGGUCCCCCAACCAGAUCCCGCAUCCCUCGAAUAUGUUCAGUGUCACCAGAUUCUUCGAAAGAUCCAUCGUGCGUAGGACCUUGCCAUACAUCUCGGGUCCCACGCCGCUCAACGGGCGCAAAGCGAGCACCGCCGCCUGGUUCGCCAGUGUCGCGAGGGUGGUGUCGUCGUCCAGUACCUGGACGCGCAUCCACUCGUCGAACGCGAGAGGCCCUGCGUCAUGCAGGAUCCUGUCCUCCGCGGGCCACGGCGGGCCGCGCACAAGCGCAUACAACCACCGCGCGAAGACGACCGAAUUGACAAUCAGCGUCACGAAGUACGCAAAGACGAGCGGGAUGCAGAGUACCACGAGCAGCAUCACGCGGAGGAGCUCUGAGUCUCCGGCGGAGAAUGGCGGCGGGAGCAGGCGCCAAGGGACGGCGGGCGUUGUGCGGGGAAUGGAAACGAGCGUGCGGUGGCCGCUGAAUAUCAACAACUUGCGGUCGCGCGAGGAGGGGAUCCGUGAGAGAAGGUAGCCUGCUUCGCGCUUGGUCUUCUGGAACAUAUACUGGCGGUUGUAGAUAAGGAUGUCUGGGAUGGGUGGGGCUUGAGAGAUGAUCCGCGCCAGCGUGCGAUAGCGCAGUUGAGGGCCAUGGGAGGUGCGGGAUUCGAAGCAGACUAGUGAAAGAAUGGGGCGAAGAUGUGAGAUGAGAAGUAUCAGAUGGAACGCAGACGAAAUGGACAGCGAGAGCGUGGAGACUUCAGAGGAGGAGAGAAUAGAUGCUGGGACGUUGAAACAUGCGAGGUAGUGCGACAGGGCUAUCGGGCGUAGACGGUUGUUGACCUGAGAAACGGAUCGAAGGUCUAACUCAUCGAGGAAGGAGAAGAUCUGGUCGAAAAGUUCGUUUGGAAGGCUCUCCAUUUGCUGCACCUGCUCACAGCUGGGCAGAGAUUAAGGGCAGUUUGAGAGAGAUACUACACAGAUACUCGCAUGGGUUCAGGAUGCGUCGUGGAGUCUGAGUCUGAGCAUGUAGACGGAAGGCUGUUCUCGAUCGAUCAAUGCCAGCGUGCGUCAUGACAUUGAAGUGACACACAUCAUGAUCUACCCACUUCGGGACCGGAGCUCGUGUGCCGAACCGUGUCCUGCGACGCCGAGCGAGGCCAAGCAUGUAUUCUCCCUUAAUUGCCCAUGCUGGAGUGCAGUCAUUAUUUGGAAGAGGACGUCGAUGGCAAUUCCACGCUGAAUCC
Messenger RNA from Mycena citricolor, 3341 nucleotides. The record is from the annotation of a GenBank genome assembly. NCBI's taxonomy places the organism in Eukaryota, Fungi, Basidiomycota, Agaricomycetes, Agaricales, Mycenaceae.